CCACGGCAGCUCUGGAGUCGGGGGCGGGGCGCUGGCGCCUGUGUGGAGCCUCGGGGCAGCGCGCCUGGCCAGUGACGGCCAUUGGGCCUCCGCAGGGGCUGCGGAGAAGAGCUCCAAGCACGGGGCCGAGGACCGGACGCAGAACAUCAUCAUGGUGCUCAAAGACCGCAUGAAGAUCCGGGAGCGCAACAAGCCCGAGAUCUUCGAGCUCAUCCAGGAGAUCUUCGCUGUGACCAGGACGGCGCACACGCAGCAGAUGAAGGCCGUCAAGCAGAGCGUGCUGGACGGCACGUCCAAGUGGUCGGCCAAGAUCAGCAUCACCGUGGUCUGUGCCCAGGGCUUGCAGGCAAAGGACAAGACAGGAUCCAGUGACCCUUACGUCACAGUCCAGGUCGGGAAGACCAAGAAACGCACGAAAACCAUCUACGGGAACCUCAAUCCCGUGUGGGAAGAGAAUUUCCACUUUGAAUGUCACAACUCGUCUGACCGCAUCAAGGUGCGUGUCUGGGAUGAGGACGAUGACAUCAAAUCCCGCGUGAAGCAGAGGUUCAAGAGGGAAUCUGACGACUUCCUGGGGCAGACGAUCAUCGAGGUGCGGACGCUCAGCGGCGAGAUGGACGUGUGGUACAACCUGGACAAGCGAACCGACAAAUCUGCAGUGUCAGGUGCCAUCCGAUUACACAUCAGCGUAGAGAUCAAAGGCGAGGAGAAGGUGGCCCCCUACCACGUCCAGUACACGUGCCUGCAUGAGAAUCUGUUCCACUUUGUGACGGACGUGCAGAACAACGGAGUCGUGAAGAUCCCGGAUGCCAAGGGCGAUGACGCCUGGAAGGUUUACUAUGAUGAGACAGCUCAGGAAAUUGUGGACGAGUUUGCCAUGCGCUACGGCGUCGAGUCCAUCUACCAAGCCAUGACCCACUUUGCCUGCCUCUCCUCCAAGUACAUGUGCCCCGGCGUGCCCGCCGUCAUGAGCACCCUUCUUGCCAACAUCAACGCCUACUAUGCACACACCACCGCCUCCACCAAUGUGUCUGCCUCCGACCGCUUUGCCGCCUCCAACUUUGGGAAAGAGCGCUUUGUGAAACUCCUGGACCAGCUGCAUAACUCCCUGCGAAUCGACCUCUCCAUGUACCGGAAUAACUUCCCAGCCAGCAGCCCGGAGAGACUCCAGGACCUUAAAUCCACCGUGGACCUUCUCACCAGCAUCACCUUCUUUCGGAUGAAGGUACAGGAACUCCAGAGCCCACCCCGCGCCAGCCAGGUGGUGAAGGAUUGCGUGAAAGCCUGCCUCAACUCAACUUACGAGUACAUCUUUAACAACUGUCAUGAACUCUACAGCCGGGAGUACCAGACAGACCCGGCCAAGAAGGGGGAAGUUCCCCCAGAGGAACAGGGCCCCAGCAUCAAGAACCUCGACUUCUGGUCCAAGCUGAUCACCCUCAUAGUGUCCAUCAUCGAGGAGGACAGGAAUUCCUACACUCCCUGCCUCAACCAGUUUCCCCAGGAGCUGAAUGUGGGUAAAAUCAGUGCCGAAGUGAUGUGGAAUCUGUUUGCACAAGACAUGAAGUAUGCCAUGGAGGAGCACGACAAACAUCGUCUCUGCAAGAGUGCCGACUACAUGAACCUCCACUUCAAGGUCAAGUGGCUCUACAACGAGUAUGUGGCAGAGCUUCCUGCCUUCAAGGACCGUGUGCCCGAGUACCCCGC
Molecule: messenger RNA, 1707 nt
Organism: Galeopterus variegatus (Sunda flying lemur)
Lineage: Eukaryota; Metazoa; Chordata; Mammalia; Dermoptera; Cynocephalidae
Product: protein unc-13 homolog A-like
Exons: 12
Biological process (GO): synaptic transmission, glutamatergic; synaptic vesicle priming; neuromuscular junction development
Cellular component (GO): presynaptic membrane; presynaptic active zone cytoplasmic component; terminal bouton
Molecular function (GO): phospholipid binding; diacylglycerol binding; calcium ion binding
Source: RefSeq, a predicted model, not a curated record